GUUGGUGAAAAGCAGUGGCGCCAGAAAAUGGCGUUCCUCGCCGACGAUGACGCCGCAUUUGAGGCAGUGCUGAGCUUCGUGGAUGAUUUUGCUGCACAUGAACCUUUGAUGGGUGAUGACAUAGCCGACAGCUUAGAGACGGACAAGAUUUUUCGCGACGAUGAGCUCGAAAUGCCGAUGAUUGAGGAGAUGCACCUUCAAGUCGCCGGAGGAACCGAUGCUACUUUAAGCCUGCGUCGUUCUUCAAGACUAUCCCAGCGAUCAAGUGGCUGCAGUACUUUGAGUACGAAUACUACUCUGUCAGGCUCUCUCCGCUCAAGCCGCCGUGUGGCCAACAAUACAAAGAAAAAGGUGUUGCGCAAAGCUGGGGAGUAUGCAGACCCCAACCGUGCUCGCAAUGAGCGAAUGCUCGAAAUAGCCUACCUGCGCGAGAAAGUGGGACAGCUGGAGACAGAGCUGCAAAACGCUCGAGAGCGACCAUCGAGACCAUUGACAGAGCUGGGAACACGGAGCGCAACAAACGAAAAUGACCCUGGUCUGGAGGAACAAAUCGCUGCUUUUGCAAGCGAAAACCGGUUGUCAGCUGCUUCGAGUUCGUGGGAGGAGAUUGCGGUUCAUCAGCGAAAUGAACGAGAGGAGGCAGAGCGAGAAAAUGUGCGACUGAAGGUGGUUCUUGCAAGUCAGAUAAAAGUGGCCAAAGAUUUGGAGAGCAUACUGCUCAAGCGCGCUCGACAACAGGUUUGCUAAGAUAAAGUUUACUGUGUUCUCAUUGUAUUCUGAACGAUGGAUCACUCAUGUGUAUUGUGGUGCGGCAGAUUGCCGAGUGCUCCGCAUCGAUUCAGAGACGAGUUGAUAUAGCUUGCCCUUCAGGCCACACAUUGGACUUCCGAGCUGAUGCUGCUGACUUCCAGGGUUUGCUGCAAUACCUUGACGACGCGUAUAGCCAAGUCGAUACAGUACUGGCUGCCAAUGGCCUUGCAUGGAAGGAAAUGACACUGCACGACGUACAGAUGCGCGAAGGCGUCAAUGGAAUGUAUCUUGAAGUGUUCUCAAACAAGGUUUUGCCCUUUGGUCUGCAUGCCACAGCGGAGGCGACAUGGAACUACUUCAAGGGCUCGAAGAAGCAUCGAGGCACUCUGUAUGCGAAAGAAGCCCAGGAUCUUGACACACCGUACACGGUCAUCGAACACUUUUCGAAAGAACUGGUUGCUGGCAAUUCGAGCACGGAUGUGCGCAUCAAGCAGAUUGUCCGGCGUUAUGUUGAAUCUCAUCGCGAAAUCGUGGUGUGGGUGGCAUCAAUUACCCCCGUUAACAUGACUCAGAAGCCAUUCGGGGGGUUUACUUCCCGCCAUCGGAGUUACGCUGUCAUCAAGCGCGCCAAAGCUUCGACCCCUCAACACGAAUUAUCGUUACUGCAGCUCGUAUCGCACGGAAUGCUCGAUACCCAGACCGGUACCAUCUACGAUCCCAAAUACGUUCGAGCACUCACUGACUUCUUGCUGAACGAUGCAGCACGAAAUAUCAAGGCGGAUCAGCAACUCAUCGAAAAUGUCCUCAUGGAUCAAAUGCUGCGUCCGUGAGAAUGGGCCCCGUUGCCUUUUUUUUGGUCCGAGAUCAGUACACUAAAAUAAUGUGUCUAAUAAAUUUAGGGCGUUCAGAGCAAAAAAUACAUUCAGGAAUAUUUGAUCGAA
This is a messenger RNA of Phytophthora nicotianae INRA-310, 1691 nucleotides long. RefSeq lists its product as hypothetical. NCBI's taxonomy places the organism in Eukaryota, Oomycota, Peronosporomycetes, Peronosporales, Peronosporaceae. The transcript has 2 exons. The coding region runs from base 795 to 1580 and encodes 261 amino acids. The record is from RefSeq and is a predicted model, not a curated record.